CUUUGGUUCAUGAUAAACCGACUAAAAAGGUAAUAUGAAGCUUGUAGUGAAAGUGGUAGGAGGUUACAAUGCAAACCCAAACAAAAAAAAAAUUAAAAAGAGAAGCGUCCUUUAACUUUGGCUGUAGAAGUUUAGCAUUGGAAACCAGACCUUUCAUAACAGUCUGUACUCGACUCUUGCAUUUUCCUUUUUCCAACCUCAAAGGUCCAAAGUUCCUCGAAAUGACUAUAAAGAUUAUAUAACAAAAGCGAAAAAGUUCAAGCUUUUGUUGUAUGCAGAGGGGAACCAAAUAUAUGUACUUGCUCUUCUUUCAUAUUUCCACUACUAACAUUAGUUACUACUUUUUUCUCAGGAAGUAGUGGUGGAAAAAGAAACUACUUCAAGUAUUACUUUUCUUCUAAGCUUGAAUUCUCAUUGCUCUUUCAGUAGCUAACUUAUUGAACAGGCUUUUUCUUCCUCACCACAAUGAGUUCACCGGCUGCUGCAAGUCGUGCGGAGGACUAUAAGCUAAAGGACACCAAACCACAGCUGGGGGAACGAUGGCCUCAUGGAGGACUGCGUGGAGGAGGCGGGUGGAUAAGCAGCGAGAGAGCUACUAGCACUUAUGAUCUCGUUGAGCAGAUGUUCUAUCUCUAUGUUCGAGUGGUGAAAGCCAAAGAUCUACCCACAAACCCUGUAACAGGAAACUGCGAUCCCUACGUUGAAGUCAAGGUUGGAAACUACAAGGGCAAAACAAGACACUUCGAGAAGAAAACAAACCCUUUAUGGAACCAGGUUUUUGCUUUCUCAAAAGAAAAAAUUCAAUCCUCAGCUGUCGAAGUUUUUGUUCGAGACAAAGAAAUGGUGGCCAGAGAUGAUUACAUAGGGAAGGUCGUCUUUGACAUGCAUGAAGUACCCACCAGAGUCCCACCAGACAGCCCUUUGGCUCCUCAGUGGUACAGAUUAGAGCACCGCCAUAGGGAGAUCAAAGUUAGAGGAGAGGUAAUGUUAGCAGUCUGGAUGGGAACACAAGCUGACGAAGCUUUCCCUGAGUCAUGGCACUCGGACGCAGCCUCAGUUCAUGGUGAAGCAGUUUACAACAUUCGAUCAAAAGUUUACGUCUCACCAAAACUAUGGUACCUAAGGGUCAACGUCAUUGAAGCUCAGGAUGUUGAGCCACGAGACAGAAGUCAACCACCCCAAGCUUUUGUUAAAGCCCAAGUGGGAAACCAAAUUCUGAAGACAAAGCUCUCCCAAACCAGAACCACAAACCCAAUGUGGAAUGAAGAUUUGCUCUUUGUUGCAGCUGAGCCAUUUGAAGAGCACCUAGUACUCACAGUAGAAAACAAAGUAACCUCUGCUAAAGACGAAGUAAUGGGACAAACUACUAUAACUCUAGACAGCUUCGAGCGAAGAUUGGAUCACCGGCCAGUCCAUUCUCAUUGGUUUAACCUGGAAAGGUUUGGCUUUGGAGUAAUUGAAGCAGAUAAAAGGCAUGAGCUUAAAUUCUCAAGCAGACUUCAUCUCAGAGUGUGCCUAGAAGGAGCCUACCAUGUGCUAGACGAGUCAACAAUGUACAUAAGCGAUGUUAGACCAACAGCUCGGCAGCUAUGGAAGCAACCAAUUGGGAUUCUCGAAGUGGGCAUUUUGAGCGCUCAAGGACUUCUCCAAAUGAAAACCAAAGACGGCAAAGGAACUACGGAUGCCUAUUGUGUAGCCAAAUAUGGCCAAAAAUGGGUCCGAACCAGAACAAUCACUGAAAGUUUCAAUCCCAAAUGGAAUGAACAAUACACUUGGGAGGUUUAUGAUCCUUGUACUGUCAUCACCAUUGGGGUAUUCGACAAUUGCCAUCUUGGUGGAAACGACAAACUGGCUGAUGCAAGAAUCGGGAAAGUAAGAAUUCGACUUUCAACUCUUGAAAUGGAUCGAAUUUAUACCAACUCUUAUCCACUUCUGGUUCUGCAACCAUCUGGUUUGAAGAAAAUGGGUGAGCUUCAAUUGGCCGUUAGAUUCACAUGUCUCUCAUUGGCCAACAUAAUCUAUUUAUACGGACACCCUUUAUUGCCCAAAAUGCAUUACCUUCAUCCAUUUACAGUGAAUCAAUUGGAUAGUCUGAGAUAUCAGGCCAUGACCAUUGUGGCAGUGAGACUUGGCCGAGCUGAGCCACCAUUGAGGAAAGAGGUAGUGGAGUACAUGUUAGAUGUGGAUUCACACAUGUGGAGUAUGAGAAGAAGCAAGGCCAACUUCUUCAGAAUUGUUUCGUUUUUCUCUGGUGCUAUCUCCAUGAGUAAAUGGCUUGGCGAGGUUUGUCAAUGGCGUAACCCAGUGACAACUAUUCUGGUUCAUAUCUUGUUCUUCAUAUUGAUUUGUUACCCAGAGUUGAUUCUUCCCACCAUGUUUCUUUACAUGUUUCUGAUCGGAAUAUGGAACUUCCGGUGCCGGCCAAGGCAUCCUCCUCACAUGGAUACCAAGCUUUCAUGGGCAGAAGCUGUUCAUCCAGACGAACUUGAUGAGGAAUUUGAUACCUUCCCAACUUCCAAGCAACAAGAUGUCGCUCGGAUGAGAUACGACAGGCUAAGAAGUGUGGCUGGGAGGAUUCAGACUGUGGUGGGAGAUAUUGCAACUCAGGGGGAGAGGUUUCAGUCUCUGCUUAGUUGGAGAGAUCCAAGGGCCACCAGUCUGUACAUAAUCUUCUGUUUGAUCAUAGCCAUUAUUCUUUAUGUGACACCAUUUCAGAUGAUUGCUCUGGUUGCUGGGAUAUUUUGGCUUCGUCAUCCUAGAUUUCGAAGUAAGUUGCCUUCAGUCCCGAGCAACUUCUUCAGAAGACUGCCAUCUCGUGCUGAUAGCAUGCUCUGAGAUCGGCUCAAAAUUAAUUGUUUUAGCCGAGUUUAACUCUGGCUUUUUUAUUUGUUUUUUAUUUUUCCUCUAGUAUUUUGUUUUUUUGGUUGGUGUGUAUGAGAAUAAAAAGCUCUAGAAAUAAUUGUAAUGAACCAUGUUUAUCAUCUAUGGAGUUGGAUUGAUCA
Molecule: messenger RNA, 3002 nt
Organism: Humulus lupulus (European hop)
Lineage: Eukaryota; Viridiplantae; Streptophyta; Magnoliopsida; Rosales; Cannabaceae
Product: FT-interacting protein 1-like
Exons: 1
Coding region: 466-2835 (789 amino acids)
Source: RefSeq, a predicted model, not a curated record